UCGACGCAUCACUUCUUCGGAAGCGACCAGAAAGGCACGCCUCAAAAGCUUCCCUUCCUCUACCUCCUCGAAGCGCUCGCCGCCAUGGCCUCCGUCACCGCCGCCGGCAAAGCCCUCCUCCACCUCUCCGCUACCACGCCGGACCACCACCCUCUCACCUCUUUCUCCUCCCCCGCCGUCUCCUUCCGCUCUUCCCGCUCCCGAUCCCCCUUCCUCGGCCUCGGCCUCCGCCUCCGCCUCGCCACCAGCUCCGAGAUCCCGGCGCUCCACGCGCGGAGCGCGGCCAGGGGGCUCCGGAUCGAGGCGGCGGCACGGCCCACCAUUCUGGUGGCCGAGAAGCUCGGGGAGGCCGGGCUGGCGCUCCUCCGGGAGUUCGCCAACGUGGACUGCUCGUAUAACCUCUCCCCCGAGGAUCUCUGCUCCAAGAUCUCUCUCUGUGACGCGCUGAUCGUGCGGAGCGGGACGAAAGUGACGCGGGAGGUGUUCGACGCCUCCAAGGGUCGUCUCAAGGUGGUGGGCAGAGCCGGGGUGGGGAUCGACAAUGUGGAUCUCCACGCCGCCACCGAGAGCGGGUGCCUCGUCGUCAACGCGCCCACCGCGAACACUGUCGCCGCGGCCGAGCACGGUAUCGCGCUGCUCGCCUCCAUGGCGAGGAACAUCGCGCAGGCUGACGCCUCCAUGAAGGCCGGUAAAUGGCAGCGCAACAAAUAUGUUGGUGUCUCUCUGGUAGGAAAGACUCUAGCGGUGAUGGGAUUUGGAAAGGUUGGUUCAGAAGUUGCCAGACGUGCAAAAGGACUAGGGAUGCAUGUGAUUGCCCAUGAUCCAUAUGCACCUGCUGAUAGAGCCCGUGCCAUUGGAGUAGAGCUUGUAUCAUUUGAUGAAGCCAUAUCCACUGCAGACUUCAUAUCACUCCACAUGCCAAUGACAACUACUACUGCAAAGCUUUUCAAUGAUGAAGCAUUUGCAAAGGUUAAAAAAGGAGUGAGAAUCAUUAAUGUUGCUAGGGGUGGAGUUGUUGAUGAAGAUGCCUUAGUGAGAGCACUUGACAAUGGGACAGUUGCUCAGGCAGCACUUGAUGUUUUCACCGUAGAGCCACCACCAAAAGACAGCAAGUUGGUGAUGCAUGAGAAUGUUACUGUCACUCCUCACCUUGGUGCUAGCACUGUCGAGGCUCAGGAAGGUGUAGCAGUAGAAAUAGCAGAGGCAGUUAUUGGUGCAUUGAAAGGUGAACUCGCUGCAACUGCCGUGAAUGCUCCCAUGGUUCCUGCUGAGGUUCUUUCUGAGUUGGCCCCUUAUGUUAUUCUGGCUGAGAAGCUGGGCAGGCUUGCUGUCCAACUAGUAGCUGGUGGAAGCGGAAUUAAGGGAGUUAAGGUUGUGUACACAUCAGCUCGAGACCCUGAUGACUUGGACACAAGGAUUCUUCGUGCUAUGAUCACAAAAGGAAUCAUCGAACCCAUAUCCAAUGUGUUUGUCAACAUUGUUAAUGCUGACUAUACUGCCAAGCAGAGAGGUCUCCGGAUCAGUGAGGAGAGAAUUUACCUUGACAGCUCACCUGAGGUCCCUCUGGACUCGAUCCAGGUCCACCUGACUCAUGUGGAGUCUAAAUUUGCCAGUGCUUUAUCUGAUACUGGUGAUAUUACAGUGGAAGGAAGGGUGAAGGAUGGCUAUCCUCAUCUCACCCUUGUAGGGUCUUUCAGUGUGGAUGUAAGCCUUGAACGGUAUGUAAUAUUGUGCAGGAAUGUUGACAAGCCUGGUAAUAUCGGACGAGUAGGACGAAUUCUUGGGGAGCAGAACGUGAAUAUCAGCUUUAUGAGCGUGGGUAGGAUUGCACCAAGGAAACAGGCCAUAAUGGCAAUUGGUGUUGAUGAGGAGCCGGAUAAGGAAACUCUCAAGAAGAUUGGUGAAUCACCAGCUAUCGAAGAGUUUGUGUUCCUCAAGUUAUAGAGGGGAAGACAUUCCACCAUCACAAUUUUAAGGUCUCAGGAAAUUUUAAUUGAGCAACAGGCAGUGGGAACUCUGAGGGUCUCCAGCUCCCUAACAAUAAGCAAUGGAGUGGAAGAUUUUUAGUUGCUCUUCUUAGGUUGGCAUCAUUCCUACAUUAGUAUAUUUUGUGUUGCAUGAUGGAUGCUGCUUUUUAAGUGGCUCUAUCUUGAUACUGUUUGUUGUGCUCUGAGUUCUUCAUGCAUUAGAUGUUGUGUUACAUUGGUUACCAUACCAUACCAUUCAAAUUA
Molecule: messenger RNA, 2231 nt
Organism: Musa acuminata subsp. malaccensis (wild Malaysian banana)
Lineage: Eukaryota; Viridiplantae; Streptophyta; Magnoliopsida; Zingiberales; Musaceae
Product: D-3-phosphoglycerate dehydrogenase 3, chloroplastic
Biological process (GO): L-serine biosynthetic process
Cellular component (GO): chloroplast stroma
Molecular function (GO): phosphoglycerate dehydrogenase activity; NAD binding
Source: RefSeq, a predicted model, not a curated record